Messenger RNA from Rhinocladiella mackenziei CBS 650.93, 561 nucleotides. RefSeq lists its product as uncharacterized. Gene Ontology annotation, molecular function: iron ion binding; heme binding; oxidoreductase activity, acting on paired donors, with incorporation or reduction of molecular oxygen. The record is from RefSeq and is a predicted model, not a curated record. The coding region runs from base 1 to 561 and encodes 186 amino acids. The transcript has 2 exons. Lineage: Eukaryota; Fungi; Ascomycota; Eurotiomycetes; Chaetothyriales; Herpotrichiellaceae.
AUGGGUCACCCAUUCGGCUUCCUGAUCAAAAAUGAAGACCUUACGACUACAACAAAAUCUAGCACGGCAUUCUUUCCCAUCAUGGAAAUGGGAGCCAACGUCCCCUUCAUCCAUUCGAUCCUCUCCAGUUCCUUGAUGCAAGUCCCUGCUGGACCCAAACCAGAGGACAAAGUUGGAUGGGGUGCCAUUGUCAGUAUCAAAGAACGACAAGGACCUGCUGAACUCCUCCCUCAAGCACGGCUUGACCAGCUGGAAGCCGACAUCGUACGCGAAACUACGCGCCGAAAUCGACGACGCCAUCGCCCACGGGGCAGUUUCGUUCCCGGUGGUCAAAAAUCAAGACGAUCUAGCUCCCCCACACCUACAACCUUGGAUCAAGGAGGGUCUGAGGUUUUGGCAACCUCUGAAUGGAAUCCAGACCAAAUCUCACUACCGGAGAACAUCAAGAUCCAUGGUGUCCGCAUUCAUAGCGGUACCUCGGUCGGACUGAGCUAUCAUCACAUGACGACACGCAAGGAUUUCUUCGGCCCAGACGCGGCCACCUUCCGAUCAGAGCGAUGA